Messenger RNA from Pseudozyma flocculosa PF-1, 1341 nucleotides. RefSeq lists its product as uncharacterized. The coding region runs from base 1 to 1341 and encodes 446 amino acids. The record is from RefSeq and is a predicted model, not a curated record. The transcript has a single exon. NCBI's taxonomy places the organism in Eukaryota, Fungi, Basidiomycota, Ustilaginomycetes, Ustilaginales, Ustilaginaceae.
AUGAAGCUCUCGAUCGCUCUCGUCGCCACCGCCAUCGCCGUCGGCUCCGUCGCGGCCACCACCAAGGACUGCAACACCGGCGCCUGCUGCUUCCAGCUCCCCGACGAGCUCGAGAUCAAGGGCGGCAACGCCACCAACAAGGGCGGCUACUACCAGCUCGACGACGGCAAGUGCACGCUGCACACCAAGAAGGGCGGCCACAAGGUCGUCACCUACAAGACGUCCAACGGCAAGUGCAAGUCGGUCUCGCACCAGCACGGCCUGCGCGUCACGUCGUCGGGCCACCACAAGCAGGAGGGCAAGACGUGCACGGGCAAGGGCCAGUUCUCGAUUGAGAACUGGGACUCGUGGUUCAAGAACUCGGCCUUCAACUCGCAGAGCUUCUCAUACUCGACCGACGUCAACUCCAAGGGCGAGCAGUUCAGCGGCGGCAGCUACUACAACGGCAACGGCAACGGCUACUCGGCCGGCCAGACGCAGAGCUACGAGAAGAACAAGGGCAACAGGCACGUCAGCGCCACGUCGUCCUCUUCGAGCUACUCGAACAGCGAGGGCGACAACCACAAGUGGGCCACCCCCGGCGGCGGCGCCGGCACCGGCGGCUACUUCAACAACCAGCAGGGCAGCAAGUCGUCGUUCAACAAGGACGUCGACGUCAGCCACUCGUACGGCUCCGGCAGCAAGUCGGGCCAGGCCUGGGCCGGCAACGACGGCUACGGCAACGGCGGCGCCGCCUACCGCUACGGCCAGAACCAGCAGGGUGGCAGCGACUACUACAAGCACCACACCGACGGCUACACGCAGCAGGACAGCAAGAACAGCGGCCAGGGCGGCAUCGAGGUCGGCCCCGGCGGCCUCUACGCCGGUGGCAAGCUGCAGGGCGACCGCAGCUCCAAGACCCACUACCGCGACAGCGAGUCCGACGGCCAGCACUCGUCCAAGAGCUGGAACAACGGCCAGGGCGUCGCCGUGUACAACGACCAGGGCCAGGUCAUCGGCUACCAGCAGUCGGACAAGGGCUCGGCCGACCACAGCAAGCACCACAGCGAGUCGACGGCCUACGACGCCAAGUCGCACGACAGCUCCUACAUCGGCGGCGAGGCCAGCCCGGACGGCAUCCACGGCUCGGCCGGCAAGCACCACUCCGACUCGCAGUACUACGCCAAGAACACCCACGACGACCAGAGCGACAACUACAAGGACCAGCAGCAGUACAAGACGCCCAACGGCUCCGGCUACAGGUGGAAGGAGGGCCACUCGUCGUCGUGGAAGGACAGCCACGUCGAGCAGUGGCAGAGCAACAGCCAGGACCAGAAGGCCAAGAUCGACGCCGGCAACUAA